AUGAACUCUAACCCGUAUUAUGAUACGUGGGAUAGACAUAAUAGCAUAGCUAUAUCAGCUAAUAAAGGAUUACGCAAUGCUCCGGGUGAAAAUAAUUGUUUUGUGAAUAGUGCUGUACAGGUGUUUUGGCAUCUUGAUGUAUUUAGAAGAAGUUAUAGAAGACUCAAUGGUCACACCUGUAUGGGAAAUUCCUGUAUUUUCUGUGCUUUAAAGAUUAUAUUUACACAAUUUCAAUACAGUGACCAGAAAUCACUCCAUCCUGAUGCAUUACGGAAAGCAUUGGCCGAGACGUUUGCUAAUCAGCAGAGAUUCCAAUUGGGACAUAUGGAUGAUGCCGCAGAAUGCUUUGAAAAUAUUUUACGUCGUAUCCAUUUCCAUAUCGCUAAUGAUUGUGAAGAAGACACAUGUAAUGCCCCACACUGUUUACCUCAUCAGAAGUUUGCUAUGCAGGUGGUUGACCAGGUUAUUUGUCCAUGUGGUGCCACUUCCAACCCAUUAAAAUUUCAUGAAAUGGUUCAUUAUAUAUCAUCUAGUGCUUUAGUAGCUCAAGCUCGAGCUAUGCAUGAAACAGGAGAUAUGUUACACCCAGAAAGAUUUGGGUUAUUGUUACGUAAUGCCAGUACACAAGGAGACGUUAGAGAUUGUCCUGGUAAUUGUGGAGGUAAAAAAGUACCAAUUCGCAGAACUUUAAUGAAUUGUCCUGAUGUCGUGAGUAUUGGUUUAGUGUGGGAAUGUGACCAUCCUACAGUAGAAAUGACUACAGAAGUAGCUCGAAAUAUUGGUACCACCAUUUUACUACAAGAUGUAUUUCAUUCGGUGAUGAAAGAUGAGAAAACGUUACCUAAGUUACACCUGGUAGGCUUGGUCUGUUACUAUGGCAAACAUUACUCCACCUUUUUAUUCCAUAGUAAACAGAAAGUCUGGAUUUAUUUUGAUGACGCCACAGUUCGUGAGAUUGGACCACGAUGGGAGAAUGUAGUAGAAAAAUGUGGUAAAGGGAGAUAUCAGCCCUUACUGUUAAUAUACGCUAAUCCUAAUGCUAACCCUGUUCAUGUGGAUACAGCUCCUAGAAAGAAAGUCAUGGCUCAAGGAUUUACUUCAGGUAAGUCAAUUUGA
This is a messenger RNA of Lottia gigantea (owl limpet), 1116 nucleotides long. RefSeq lists its product as hypothetical. The transcript is spliced from 10 exons. The coding region runs from base 1 to 1116 and encodes 371 amino acids. Gene Ontology annotation, molecular function: cysteine-type deubiquitinase activity. The record is from RefSeq and is a predicted model, not a curated record. Lineage: Eukaryota; Metazoa; Mollusca; Gastropoda; Lottiidae. Gene Ontology annotation, biological process: protein deubiquitination.